AUGCAGGCGGUGAGGCCGGCGGCGGAGGAGCAGACGGAGGCGGAGGCGCAGGAGGUGAGGGAGGUGGUGAGGGCGGCGCAGGAGGAGGCACCGGAGGAGAAGGAUGUGGCAAUGGUGGGGGAGCAGAAGGCUGCCGAGGCCGAAGCCGACGAGGAAGUGGAGGCAGAGACGGAGAUCGAGGCCGAGGCCGGAGCGUCAGCCAAGAAGAAUCGAAUCCAGGUGUCCACCAACAAGAAGCCGCUCUACUUCUACGUCAACCUCGCCAAGAGGUACAUGCAGAACUACGACGAGGUUGAACUCUCUGCUCUGGGGAUGGCCAUUGGCACCGUUGUGACUGUGUCGGAGAUCCUCAAGAACAAUGGUUUGGCCACUGAGAAGAAGAUCCUGACAUCAACGAUCGGCACCAAAGAUGAGUCGAAGGGGCGACUAGUCCGUAAAGCCAAGAUUGAGAUCCUGCUGUGUAAAUCAGAGAACUUCAACAGCAUCAUGUCCAGCAAAAAAUCACCCAAGUCUGCCGACGACGAGAUCAAGGUCUGA
Molecule: messenger RNA, 537 nt
Organism: Lolium rigidum
Lineage: Eukaryota; Viridiplantae; Streptophyta; Magnoliopsida; Poales; Poaceae
Exons: 5
Coding region: 1-537 (178 amino acids)
Cellular component (GO): nucleus
Molecular function (GO): RNA binding
Source: RefSeq, a predicted model, not a curated record